Arabis nemorensis is the source of this 1224-nucleotide messenger RNA. The record is from the annotation of a GenBank genome assembly. NCBI's taxonomy places the organism in Eukaryota, Viridiplantae, Streptophyta, Magnoliopsida, Brassicales, Brassicaceae.
AUGGCUUCAACAGAAACCCAUGCUCAUUUGGUAUCAUCUACUCAUGGAGUGUUCGAUAUCGAAGGAGAAGAGUAUUUCGAUGUUCCUGCUGAUAAUGUCUUGGCUCUGCUUGAAUCUACUUCACCACAAACAGUGUCUAGCACCAUGAACAUUCCGAAACCCCCUCCUCUUCCUUGUAUAACCUACCAGCGUUUUGAAGCUUCUACAAGGAAACCUUCUAACUUAUCACACCUUGUGCCUAAAGAAGCAGUAGAAACUUGGGAUAAGCUUUUCAAAGAAGGAAUUGGAGCAGAUACAUAUGUUGAAACCGAUAACAAGUCUCGCUUACCCGCCCAUUCAAGUGUCCUGGCUGCAGCUUCACCAGUUAUAGCGAAACUUCUGUACCAAUCGAGGGAUAAAAAAGGAAAAACAUACCUCAAAAUCCCUGGAGUACCUUAUGAAGCUGCCUACAUGUUCAUUCGAUUUCUUUACUCUUCCUGCUACGAGGAGGAAGAAAUGAACAACUUCGUGCUCCAUUUAUUGGUUCUGUCACACUGCUACUCGGUCCCAUCUCUGAAAAGAGUAUGUGUAGAGGUUCUUGAUCAAGGGUGGAUUAACAAGGAGAAUGUGAUCGAUGUGCUUCAAUUGGCAAGAAAUUGCGACGCCACAAGGAUUAGCUUUGUAUGUGUUUCAAUGGUCAUCAAAGACUUCAAAUCUGUAUCUGCAACAGAGGGAUGGAAAGUGAUGAAACGGGCUGAUCCUCUGCUCGAAAAAGAGCUCGUUGAAGCAAUUGUAGAAGCAGAUACUCGGAAACAAGUAAGAAGGGACAAACUCGAGGAGAGAAAAAUGUAUUUGGAACUUUAUGAAGCUACGGAAGCUCUUAUACACAUAUAUAGAGAAGGUUGUGGCACGAUUGGACCUCGCGAUAAGGCUCUUAAAGGAAGCCAAACCGUGUGUAAGUUCCCUGCUUGUAAAGUACUUGAAGGUGCACUUCGAAAUUUCUUGGGAUGCAAGUCUAGGGCUUCAUGUCUUCAAUGCAAACGGAUGUGGCAGCUUCUUCAGCUUCACUCUUGUAUCUGUGCUGAUUCUCAUUCUUGCAAGAUCCCUCUCUGCCGGAAUUUCAAGGAGAAAAUGAAGAAGCUUAGCAAGAGAGACGAAUCUAAAUGGCGAUUGCUUGCAGAGAACGUUAUUGCAGCGAAGAACAGUCUAGGGCCAUUCUCUUCACGUUCUUCUGGUUUGACAUAA